Phymastichus coffea is the source of this 2495-nucleotide messenger RNA. Its product is annotated as neprilysin-2-like. NCBI's taxonomy places the organism in Eukaryota, Metazoa, Arthropoda, Insecta, Hymenoptera, Eulophidae. The transcript is spliced from 10 exons. Gene Ontology annotation, biological process: protein processing. Gene Ontology annotation, cellular component: plasma membrane. The record is from RefSeq and is a predicted model, not a curated record. Gene Ontology annotation, molecular function: metalloendopeptidase activity. Bases 61 to 2268 code for a protein of 735 amino acids.
AUAAUAUCAGUGGACUAAAUGUGGUUUGGAGAAUAACCGUAACGACUCAAUUACAAUAAAAUGACGUUAAGAAAGAUACAUUUACCGGUUUCAUUGGACGGAAGAGUUAUUUUGAUAGUUGCAAUUUAUUACUCAUUUGUAAGUGUUACUAAUUGUGCAGUAACUACGACUGGAUUGAAGGACAAAGACGUUAAUUCGAAAAAUGAAUCACAGGAAAAAGUCUGCGAAACACAAGCAUGUAUCGAAGCAGCAUCGCUAAUUUUGAAAAACAUUGACACAAAAGCGGUACCUUGCGAUAAUUUUUAUCAAUUUGCGUGUGGCAAAUUUUUAGAGGAAUCAAUUAUUCCGGAAUCCCAAAAUAGCAUAUCUGCUUUUACUCGAACUAAUGAAAAACUAUUGAAGCAGCUGAGGACAAGUCUAGAACGUAAAAUGGAUAAUAACGCUCCAAGAACGUUCAAAGUGCUGCAGUCAUUUUAUUAUUCUUGUCUCGAUAUUGCUAAAAUCAACGAAACUAGUACAAAUGAAGUGUUGGAUAUACUGAAGAAACUUGGUGACUGGCCUGUUCUGGUCGGACAAUCUUGGAACGCUUCCGACUUUGAUUGGAAAAAAUUAAUCUAUCAGAUGCGUGAAAUUGGAUAUACAGAAGCGAUGAAAUGUUUUAUAGAGAUAGGUAUCAAAAUAUCCGAAGAAAAUAAUAACAGGAGAUAUGUAAUAACUCUGGAUCAGGCAUCUACAGGACUCGAACAAGAGUACUUGUCAAAAGGUUUCCAAGACAAAAUUGUACAAGCCUACUAUAAAUAUAUGACCAAUCUUGCGGAAGUCCUCGGAGCUGAUGAACAACAAUCGAGGAAAGACCUACGUGACUCUUUGGAUUUUGAAAUUGAGCUUUCGAAGAUUUUUUUACCGAGAGAAGAUCGUAGAAAUAGAUCUCAGCUUCACAAUUCUAUGACUCUACAACAACUAGAAUCAGGAUAUCCAGAUAUUCCCUGGCGCGAGUAUUUCAAUAACAUUUAUUUUUCACAAACUAAAUUUAUUACAUCUAACGAUCAAAUCAUAGUGAAAGUUCCAUAUUUCCUUAAAUCUUUAAUAAAUCUAAUUAACAAUACUCCGAAACGUGUUCUUGCCAAUUACGCUAUUUGGCGAGUAGUCCAAGAGUCGGCUUCUUUCAUGAAUGAACGCGUGAAACGCAUCAAAGCUGAUUUCAGUGCGUCAAAGACAGGUACAAAUGUACAAAAACAACCAUGGAUCGAAUGUCUGGAAUACUUAAAGACAAAUUUACAUCUGGCUCUUGGAGCUUUGUAUGUGAGAGAACAUUUCGAUAAGAAAUCGAAGGAAGUUGCUGAAGAAGUUGUUCACGGAGUCCAUGAAAGUUUUUUAGGUUUAUUAGAAAAGAUUGAUUGGAUGGAUGCAAAAACUAAAGAGACCGCUAAAAAGAAGCUCCGUUCCGUUAAAGAAUACGUUGCCUACCCGGACGAAUUCCUUGACGACGAAAAAAUUGACACCUAUUUCCAGGAUCUAGUAGUUCAUUCGGAAAGUUUUUUGAAGAGCCAUUUAAAUUUGAAGCUUUUCAAAGUCAUAAAAUAUAUAGAAAAAUUAGGAAAGCCUGUUAAUAGAUAUAAUUGGAUCGAUAGAGGGUUUACCGCAGAAGUGGACGCUUUCUAUGGUCUUCACAUAAAUAGCAUUAUCAUUCCGGCGGGAAUCUUGCAAGAUAUAUUUUUUAACAGUCUUCGGCCACACUACUUGAAUUACGCUGCUAUUGGUUGGAUAACUGGUCAUGAAUUAACACACGGGUUUGAUGAUCAAGGAAGUCAAUAUAACGAGUAUGGUGAUUUGAUCAACUGGUGGGAUCCUGAAACAUUCAAAAAUUAUCGUAAUCGAACUAAAUGUAUAAUUCAGCAAUACAGUAAUUAUACAGUUAAUGGCUUGAAAGUGAAUGGUAAGAAUACUCAAGGUGAAAAUAUCGCAGAUAACGGAGGUAUCAAGGAAGCUUACUUCGCUUAUGAAGAAUAUGAAAAGACUCAUGAGCAAGAAUUAGGUUUACCUGGAUUAUCGUACACAUCGCGGCAACUAUUCUGGAUAAAUGCAGCAAAUAUCUGGUGCGACAAAUCUAGACCUGAAAAUUUGGAACACGUAAUCAAUACCGAUGUUCAUGGUCCUGCUGAGAUUCGCGUCAUUGGAACUUUCUCUAAUAUACCUGAAUUUUCUAGAGACUUUAAUUGUCCUGUCGGAUCUCGAAUGAAUCCUAUUAAAAAAUGUACAGUUUGGUAAAUGUACAGUUUAUAUUAGUAUCAUGAUAUUUUAUUUUAUCUGAGCAAAUAUUGAAAACAAAUAUAAAUAAUCUAUAAUUCAUGUAUAAUAUAAAAUAAUUUCGCAUAGUUCAGAAAGAAAAAUAUUUUUAUAAUAGUUAUCAUUAAAAAAAUCGUUCAAAUGCACAAAACUUAUUGUUAAUAAAUAUAUGCGAAUAAAACCUACCAUUUAUUAUAAAAACAAUUGAA